Nicotiana attenuata is the source of this 4164-nucleotide messenger RNA. RefSeq lists its product as uncharacterized. The record is from RefSeq and is a predicted model, not a curated record. Gene Ontology annotation, biological process: DNA integration. Lineage: Eukaryota; Viridiplantae; Streptophyta; Magnoliopsida; Solanales; Solanaceae. Bases 1 to 4164 code for a protein of 1387 amino acids. The transcript is spliced from 5 exons. Gene Ontology annotation, molecular function: nucleic acid binding.
AUGUCUCCUUCUUCUGAUGUUACUGAAACUCCCACUCCUACACACGGAUCUUCAUCCACAACAAUAGGCAAUGGGAAUACCAUUGAUUCCACCCAUCCCUUCUUUCUCCAUGCAUCUGAUGCACCGAGGAUGAUACUUGUCAACACACCAUUUGAUGGUCGAGGUUAUGCUGGAUGGAGCAGGUCUAUCUUGAUUUCACUUUUUGCCAAGAACAAGUUGGGAUUUAUUGAUGGAUCUUGCCCUAUGCCAAUCCCAACAGAUCCUACUUUUCAGACCUGGAGCAGGUGUAACCAUAUGGUUACAUCAUGGUUGCUAAAUUCUCUGACCAAAGUGAUUGCUGACAGUGUCCUUUAUUCAAAAACAGCUAAGGAUCUAUGGCUGGAUCUGGAGCACAGGUUUGGACAACCCAAUGGAGCCAAAUUAUAUCACCUGCAAAAGGAGUUAGCUGAUUUAGUCCAAGGAUCAGCAGAUAUUGCUAGUUAUUUUACCAAAAUAAAACGAUUGUGGGAUGAGUUGGACACUCUCAACACUGAUAUGUACUGCUCUUGUAACUGUGAAUGUGGUGAUAAGAAGAAAAUGCAACAGUUUAAGGAAGAUGAAAGGCUCAUUCAAUUCCUCAUGGGUUUGAAUGAGACCUAUGGACAGGUUAGAAGCAACAUUCUUAUGAUCAACCCAUUACCCUCAGUCAAUCAAGCAUAUUCUCUUCUCAUGCAAGAUGAGAAUCAGAGGGAAAUUCAUGUGAACUCUCAUUUCCCAACAGAUGGUUCUUCAUUCCUAGUAAGAAAUCAAGCUUCUCAGAACCAUCAGACCUCUAAUGGUCCUCAAUUCUACACUCAACAGAAGACUGGAAACAAUUCCUAUAAAGGGAACUCUGCAUAUAAAGGGAAAAAGAAUGCACAGAUGUAUUCUUAUUGCAAAAUGACUAAUCACACCAUUGACAACUGCUAUAGGCUUAUUGGUUUCCCUGCUGAUUUCAAAUUCACUAAAAACAAGAAGAUGCAACAUACUACAAAAGGAAAUUCAGCUGCUGCAAUAGAGGAUACAGGAGAAGUUUGCAACAAAAUGGCAGAAGGACCUCAGUUUGCUCAGAAACUUUCAUCAGAUCAGUUUAAUCAACUGGUCAAUCUUCUGAAUCAAAUGCAAACAGGGCAGGGAGGCACACAGGAGGUUAAUGCAAAUUCUGCUGCUGGUAUAUUACUUACCAACUCCCCAACCUGUUAUUCCAUUGCUAAUUCUAACCUUGCACACUCCUGGAUCAUAGAUUCAGGAGCAACUGAGCACAUGUGUUUUAAUGCCAGUACAUUCUUAUUCUUAUUACCCUUACCCACUCCUAUAAUGGGCCCUCUCCUGAAGAGUCCACAAGUUUUUGGUGAGGCUAAAGAAGGACUUUACUUAGUACAGCCUACUGUGACAGAGUCUAGGAACCUUUCUUCACAAACUACAACAUCUUUGUUUAAGAAGUCUUUUUCUAAUUCAGUUUCAACUUCUUUUUCUUUUCCUAUUUUAGCAAAAACAGAGUCUGAUGUAAUGUUAUGGCAUGUAAGAUUGGGGCAUUUGCCUUUCAAUGCAAUGAAACACAUCAAUUCUAUCUCAUUUCUUUCUACUCAUGUUUGUGAUUGUGAUAUUUGUCCUCAAGCAAGACAGUCUAGAUCACCAUUUCCAAUUAGCCACAUCAAAACUAACCAAGCAUUUGAUCUAAUUCACAUUGACACAUGGGGACCUUAUAGGACACCUACUCAUAAUGGAUACAAAUAUUUUUUAACCAUAGUGGAUGAUUUCAGUAGAGCAACAUGGACUUAUCUGUUAAGCACAAAGAGCAAUGCCUUUUCUGUUUUAAAAUGUUUCUUAAGCAUGGUGGAAAGACAAUUCAAUGCUAAAGUGAAGAUCAUCAGAUCAGAUAAUGCUUUAGAAUUAGGAAAAGCAACUGCUGCAUCUCUAUUUCUGCAGUCUCAAGGAAUCCUACAUCAAACUUCAUGUGUGGGUACUCCACAACAAAAUGGUAUUGUAGAGAGGAAGCACAAACAUUUGUUGGAAGUGGCCAGGGCUUUAUUGUUUCAAUCCAAGGUGCCUAUAUCCUAUUGGGGAGAAUGCAUAUUGACAGCUACAUUUUUAAUCAACAGAUUUCCCUCUAAGGUUCUUAAGGAUCCUCCUUCUCCAUCAGUUCAAAAUCCUUUAGUUUUUCCUCCUCCUUCAAAUCCCUUCACCCCUGAUCCUUCCUUUCCACAAUCAGUUCCAUCACUAUCUACACCCACACCUCACACCCUACCUAAUUGUCUUCCUACACACACAGAUUCCCCUGUUGUUUCCCCUGUUCCUCUACCUGCUUCCCUUAAUUCCCCUGCUCCUUCUCCUAUUUCUUCUUCUCCUUCUAUUCCCCUCAGGAGAUCCAACAGAGAUAAUCUAGGCACCCUACCAGGAUAUCUAAAGGACUAUGUUUGCAACCACAUCUAUUUCACUAAUCUUACCAAUUUCUGUUUUUCUACUCCUUGUUCACCACCUCCAUUCUCUUUUUCUGCUCUCUCCACCUCUAAUCAGCAUCUCAUUCAUUCUCUCUCUACCAUUUCAGAACCAACCUCUUACAAUCAGGCUUGUUCCAAUCCAGGUUGGGUGCAAGCAAUGGAUUCUGAACUCCAAGCCUUGGAAGAGAAUCACACCUGGGAUGUAGUUCUCUUACCUUCUGGCAAGAAAACUCUUCCUUGUAAAUGGGUCUACAAGGUCAAGCAUCAUGCUGAUGGCUCUAUUGAGAGGUUAAAGGCCAGGUUGGUUAUCAGGGGUGAUGUGCAGAGAGAAGGCAUUGACUACACAGAAACCUUCUCUCCAGUUGUCAAGAUGACUACCAUCAGAUGUUUACUUUCUAUUGCAGUCAAGAAAGGGUGGACUAUUUCUCAAUUUGAUGUAAGUAAUGCUUUUCUACAUGGGGAGUUACAGGAAGAGGUUUACAUGAAAUUUCCUGCUGGUUUGUCUUCCCCCAGUCCUAACCAUGUUUGUCGACUUAAAAAGUCUCUUUAUGGCUUGAAGCAAGCUUCAAGACAGUGGUAUGCACGACUUGCUGGAGCCCUCAGUUUUAAGGGAUUCUCUUCCUCUCUAAAUAAUUAUUCCCUAUUCUUUAAACACACAGGGGAUCUCAUUUCCAUUGUUGCUGUAUACGUGGAUGAUAUUCUAAUUACAGGCAAUAACUAUGAUGAAUUAUCAGAUCUUAAAGGAUUUCUACAUUCUGAGUUCAAAAUGAAGGAUCUUGGGCCUCUUCACUACUUCUUAGGCAUGGAAAUUUUGAGGGAGCAUGAUGGAAUUAUUAUAACUCAAAGGAAAUUUACCACUGACCUGCUUGCUGAAUUUGAUUGCACCACUCUUCCCACUGCUCCUUUAUCUGAUGCUUGCCUCUAUCGUCGUCUUGUUGGCAAGCUCAACUAUUUGACUCACACGCGGCUUUAUCUCUCAUUUGCUGUUUUGACUCUCAGCCAAUAUCUUCGCUCUAACCCUAGCCAGGGUUUGUUUCUCAAUGCUCGACCCUCUUUUGAUUUAUUGGCCUUCUGUGAUGCUGAUUGGGCUUCUUGCCGUGACAGUCGUCGCUCAUUCAGUGGGUUUUUCAUCAGUUUGGGUGGUUCACCGGUGUCUUGGAAAUCUAAGAAGCAAGCUUCCGUGUCUCUAUCUUCCGCUGAAGCGGAGUAUCGUUCAAUGCGUCGCCUAGUGGCUGAGCUUACUUGGUUAACUCGUCUUCUCACAGAUCUAUCUGCUCCUCCUCCGAUUCCGGUUCCAAUUUUUUCUGACAGCCAGGCAGCAAUACAUAUUGCUCGGAAUCCCGUUUUUCAUGAAAGAACCAAACACGUUGAACUCGAUUGCCACUUUGUGAGGCAACAGUUCCUUUCCGGCCUCAUCUCUCUCUCUUUUGUACCCUCAAAACUUCAACUUGCUGAUUUAUUCACAAAACCCUUGUCAGGGCCCUCUCACAACUCGAUUCUUGGCAAGUUGGGGGUAUCUUCUAUCCCCUCCAACUUGAAGAAGGAUGUUGGAAUACAUCAAGGAAUUUCUCAACCUGACUCUUUAAUUUCUCAACAAGGAUUUCACACAGAAGAGGAGAAAAGGUUCGAUGAAAAAGAAGAAGAGAAGAAAGGAUUUUUGGACAAAGUAAUUUCGGACAAAACUAAGCUGAGUCUUUUGUGUUAA